CUGAAUAACGGAACCAAUUUCUAUUACUUGGUGCUCAAGGGGAAAGGGAAAAAAGAAAAAGAAAAAGAAAAAGGAAAAAAAAGACUCAACAUUAGCUGACACCACUCACUCACCAUUCUCCUUCAUCACCUUCGAAUCGUUGCUAUUCUCCGAUCUACUCUCGCCGGCGAAAUCGAGCUAUGGAGAACGCAAAUGGCUCGGUUCCUGACAUCCCAAUACAGGAGCUUAAAGAGAAAGAAAAUGCUGAUUCUGUUGAAAAUUUCAGCCAGCGUGUUGAUGAAAUGGUUGGGAAGGUUGAUCAGCUUGAGCAGAGACUGAAUGAUGUUGAGCAUUUCUAUUCCAAUACUAGCAAAAAGCAAUCAAACACGCCAAGAGGUAGCUCUAUUCUGAAAGAUAAAGACAAACAGGUUUCUAGCUUUAAAAGGCGGCAGCAGGAUGCAUCACGUAGAGAAGCAGCUGGUGCCAGGAGAAUGCAAGAACUUGUACGCCAAUUCGGCACUAUAUUACGUCAGAUCACUCAGCACAAGUGGGCAGAACCUUUUAUGGAACCUGUGGAUGUUGAGGGUCUUGGAUUACAUGAUUACUUUGAGGUUAUUGAGAAGCCCAUGGACUUCAGUACUAUCAAAAGAAAAAUGGAAGCAAAGGAUGGUUCUGGCUAUAAGCAUGUCCGGGAGAUAUGUGCAGACGUUAGGCUAAUAUUUAAGAAUGCAAUGAAAUACAAUGAGGAAAGGCAUGACGUUCAUGUAAUGGCCAAAACCUUAUUGGGCAAAUUUGAGGAGAAGUGGUUGCAGCUUUUGCCAAAAGUUGAUGAAGAGGAAAAACGGCGAAAGGAAGAGGAAGCGGAAGUCCAGCAGGAUAUGCAGCUCGCUCAGGAGGCUGCUCAUGCCAAAAUGGCUAAAGAUUUGAGUAUUGAGGUAGUUAAAGCUCAGUGUCCUUCACACAACAAAAAACUUGAUGAGGUGGACAUGCAACUAGAAGAACUCAGGGAAAUGGUGCUUCAGAAAUGCAGAAAGAUGUCAACUGAAGACAAGAAAAAACUUGGGAAUGGGCUCACAAGGCUGUCUCCUGAAGAUCUUAAUAAGGCACUGUUGAUUGUGGCACAGAGUGAUCCUACUUUCCAAGCGACAGCAACAGAAGUGGAGCUUGACAUGAAUGCUCAGAGUGAGUCCACGCUAUGGAAGUUGAAAUUCUUCGUACAGGAUGUGCUACAUCCACACGGAAAGAGCCCCGCGAGCAUCGUACCAAACAACAUCAAUAACAAUAAUCUCCUAAACAACAACAACAAACGCAGAAGAGAAAUUUGUGAUGCACUCGCCAAAUCUUCCCAAAAAAGGAGUAAAAAGCCAUCCUGAUUUGUCAUAACCAACUUCUUCUUGUCACUUUUGGAGGUGUAAAUGUUUCAAGUCAUUGGGGACGUGACAAACUAUCUAUCCUCAAUGUUGUUAAUACCUCAGAAAGAACAGGAAUAGUCAUUGUAAUAAGUAGGUUUUUGUAUAGGAAAUUCCUGAUGGAUAUAUCUUACAAGCAGCUUGCAUUUGCAGAUAUACAUAGCAAUAGUGCAUU
Nicotiana attenuata is the source of this 1563-nucleotide messenger RNA. Its product is annotated as transcription factor GTE1-like. The transcript is spliced from 9 exons. Lineage: Eukaryota; Viridiplantae; Streptophyta; Magnoliopsida; Solanales; Solanaceae. The record is from RefSeq and is a predicted model, not a curated record. Bases 180 to 1352 code for a protein of 390 amino acids. Gene Ontology annotation, molecular function: protein binding.